This is a messenger RNA of Salmo salar (Atlantic salmon), 3722 nucleotides long. It is a transcript of the gene dcp2, whose product is annotated as decapping mRNA 2. Gene Ontology annotation, cellular component: cytoplasm; P-body. The record is from RefSeq and is a predicted model, not a curated record. Lineage: Eukaryota; Metazoa; Chordata; Actinopteri; Salmoniformes; Salmonidae. Gene Ontology annotation, biological process: deadenylation-dependent decapping of nuclear-transcribed mRNA; nuclear-transcribed mRNA catabolic process, nonsense-mediated decay. Gene Ontology annotation, molecular function: manganese ion binding; RNA binding; 5'-(N(7)-methylguanosine 5'-triphospho)-[mRNA] hydrolase activity.
AAAGAGUAAAUGAAGAAAGUCCGGGUAGUUAUUGGUUAACUAUUUAACUAACUAUUUAGUAGUCUUAUGGCUUGAGGGUAGAAGCUGUUCAGGGUCCUGUUUUUUCCAGACUUGGUGCAUCGGUAUCGCUUGCCGUGUGGUAGCAGAGAUAACAGGCUAUGACUUGGGUGGCUGGAGCCUUUGACCAUUUUUUGAUAUGAUAUAUUUUUCUGCUACAGCCCAGUCACACAAAUCUCCUUUAUGAAACAUUUAAUAUGCCUACACAUUAAUAUGUCAGCCUAUGAAAACACAAAAUAUUUAUAAUGUCAUAUAUAAUGUCAUAUAACCUAAUAUUUGUUUUAUUUUAUUCAUAUGCAUGUUCAUUCAAAAAGGUCAAUCCUAGGGUUCACUGACAUUCUGACAUUCAUAUCCUAAAAGAGCAUCCACAUUUCAAAUUACUGUCACAAAUGAGAGGUUAAUUUAGUCUAUUUUAUUGAAUUAAACAACUAUUAAUAUCCACACAUUUAGACGAGGGCAGUAGACUGAAUAAAUGGUUGUAGCUGUAUAAUGGUUUAGUGCUUUCACAGGUCGCUUGCCUCUCACAACAGAAGAUAUACAAUAUAAUAACUUAUAAGGGCACGUAUAACAAUAUUCUAUAUAUUUUAUUACAAUAACAAGUUUAUCUUAUUCCUUUAAUAAUAUAAUUGUGGCCAAGGAUAUCGCAUGUUAUUUAUUGUGAUUACUGCUAAUGAAAAAGUGUUAUAUUGCCAUUGGAUGUCCGCGUAUAAAAUGUAAUUUACAUAGCUACACAGGCCUCGCCUCUUCCUCAAUAAUGUCUAGUUGUCUUUUUUAUAAUCUUGCUCGAAUAUCUUUGCUUACCGUUUCCUUGUUUUGUCAACCAAACCUAAUACAUUUUGCUCGAGUUAUUGUGUGUCGUGAUUGGUUAGAAUAUUUUGACAGGCCAUCAUUCAGCCUAAUAAGGUACCAGCUACUCAACGUGGCCAGCCUCCCCUGAUAUACGAUUGGAUAAUAAUGUUCUCUCACCUCAUCAACAGUGUGGCGUUUCUACCUUUCUUUUUUUCGAUUACGCGGUGUUGGUGUUUGUUUUUAGCGAGCUAACAUGUAUUCAUUUGUGUAAAUUUAGGGACAUUUGACGAACCUGGCACAUAUAGUUCAGCUUGAUUGAUCAAUAGAAUGCAUUGAUUCGAGAUUUAAGAAAAUAGUAGCUUUGCGCUGUUUAUUUUUCGCCUCAUUGUUUCGCGAGUUCGGGAUGUUUUUAUCCUCAACAUGGAGACAAAAAGAGGGGAGAUUCCCAACGGCGUAUUGGACGACCUCUGCAGUCGCUUCAUCCUCCACAUCCCUAGUGAAGAGAGAGACAAUGCUAUCCGCGUGUGCUUCCAGAUCGAGCUUGCCCAUUGGUUCUACCUGGACUUCUGCAUGCAGAAUGCACCAGGAUUACCUCAGUGCGGGAUAAGGGACUUUGCCAAGGCUGUUUUUAAUCAUUGUCCAUUCCUGCUGCCCAAUGGGGAGGAUGUACAGAAGGUUCUAGAACAGUGGAAGGAAUAUAAGAUGGGUGUUCCAACCUAUGGUGCCAUUAUUCUAGAUGAAUCGCUUGACAAUGCAUUGCUGGUUCAGGGCUAUUUGGCCAAGUCAGGGUGGGGCUUUCCAAAGGGAAAAGUCAAUGAAGAUGAGGCUCCUCAUGUUUGUGCUGUACGAGAGGUUAUGGAGGAAACGGGUUUCGAUAUCAAAGAUCGCAUCUGCAAAGACACGUACAUCGAGCAGAAAAUCACUGAUCAGUUGGCCCGAUUGUACAUAAUACCUGGGGUACCCAAGGAGACGAAGUUCAACCCCAAAACAAGGAAGGAGAUAAGGAACAUCGAGUGGUUCCCGAUUGAGAAACUACCAUGUCACAGGAACGACAUGACUCCCAAGUCUAAACUUGGACUCGCCCCCAACAAGUUUUUCAUGGCCAUUCCUUUUGUCAGACCACUCCGAGAAUGGAUUGCCAAGCGUAAAGGAGAGUCUACAGACAGUGAUGAGGAUUUUGCAUCCAACGGCAGCACUCCAUGCAAACCUCUGGACAAAGCACGUUCGAAGCAUAGACGGGCCCAGAUGUUGCCUGAGGCCUCUCCAGGAGAGGGGUGGGGGAAGCAGAAGCAACCCAAGCCUCUGGGACAGCUGAGCCAAUACGAGGUCUCUGAACUCUUGAAAGCCAAGAACCUCAAUGUGAAAGGCAAUGGGAAGAAGCACCAGGAUUCUCCCAACCUGAAGAAAAGGGCCAAUGGAGUCGGCAACCAGCAGAAAGAGGAGAAGAGACUUCAACCCAGGAGACUACAGGACAACUUCGACACAGAUGCAGCACUGCCAUCUGACAUGUGCAGCUCCACCAAUGGGCAGCAGGUGGUCUGCAACGGCAACUGUGAACACCUCUCCUCCAGGUCCUUCCUCAACUUCAAGUUCGACAGGGAGGCCAUCAUGAAAUGCUUUGAUUCCUGAAAUAGCCAAAGGGACACCUUGGUCGUGUUCAGUAGGGGCCAAAAGAAAGUAAAUGCAUUUGUUUGCUUUUCGUUGUAUGCCCUAAUGAACACGACCCUGGAAUGGCAGACUAGCAGAUACUUCAGUUCUAUGGAACGGCAGCCCCUCCAACCUUAGGGUUGAGAUGAAGAGUACUGACCACAUAUAUAAAAGCCUUCUGUCGUAGGUUUAAUUUUUUGUCAAGCACAGAAAGGUGAACUAGAUGUCGCUGUUUGUUCAUUCAAGCCGAAUCCUUACUUUGGGAUUCUUAGUAACUUAGUUUCGCUUCCAGGAAAUCAUGCAGUGAUGUCAAUGGCAACUAGGGAUGAACAGUUUGUGCUCUUGUGCACAGAUCUCUAGUUAGGAUUCAGCCCAUAUGAUCCAGAUUUACUAAGCAUUUGCAUCAGGUGCAAAUGUUGUACCUGUAUUUUUAUAGAGGGAAUUAGUCACAGAAAGUAGAGUGGGGGGGGUUGAAAAUGCAGGUUCUGAGAAGAAAGACGGUAAAGGUAGAUUUAAAGGUUAAAUAAAAAAUAAAGGUAGAUGAAGAUAAGAGUUUUAACUUUGGGGUUUCAUCCCCUGUUGACACGAACAGAGCAUAUGUUUAGUAAAUCUGGCCAGUGAGUGAAGUCGGCGCCAUAACUUGUUCAGUGUUUUUGUCUAAUUUUAAUGGACAACAUAGUCCAACUUUGGUCAGUUUCACCGCCUUACCAACUGAGCUCCCGAUUUAUGUUUUAGGGCAGUGGUUCCCAACCAGGGGUACUAGGACCCCUUGGUGUACGUGGCCUAUCUACAGGGGGUACUUGAGAAGACUCAUGAGACCAUAGGACUGCUGGUAAAAUGCACAUGAGGGGGUACUCAGUGGUACAGUAACCGAAAAAGGUUGGGAACCAUUUUUUUUUGUUGUGUGUGUGUGUGUGUAUAGCUGGUGUGAACUGAUCUGAGGCUAAGCACAGAGUACUGUACAUUGUGCUGCUACGCUUUAUCCCCAAAGUCAUAGAGCUGGUGUAGAUUGUCUUGUACAGGCAGUCAUGUUGAAUGGCUCAAGCCGUAUCAGCUCCAAGUAGCCUCGUCCUACCAACUGUGAUGCCAAUGGCCACGUUCCAGGUCAAGCUUUCUUUUUUUUUGCAGUCGUGCAUCUCAGAAGAUUGCUAAAUGAUACGAAUGUGGUUUCCACAAUGUUAAAUGUGAUUUUGCGCAGCACGACUACAAUAAAGACAACCUGGAACGUG